AAAAGCUCCCUCUUCCACAAGCCCCUUUAAACUCUAUGCCACAACUGCGUAUCCACCAGCAGCUACUGCAUAUCCAACCCCAUCUCCUUAUUCUGCAUACCCAUCAGCCGCAUAUCCACCACCUCCACAAGCCUCGCCGUAUUACCCUCCAGGUCCUUUUCCUGGUCUUCAUUUCCACCCACGGUACUGAGGGAGAGAGUGAGAGUCCAGUAUGCAUAAGUGAAGAUGCAAACAUUUGGAUCCACCGUAGUUGUCAUCUUAUUUGAUGAGCUACCAAAGGAGAGAUGCUGGGGAGGUAGAGAGUUCUACAACUGGGAAGGAUUUUGGUACCGAAGUGACUUCCUUUCAGCUGCCAUAUCUACAAGGUCAUAUUUUAAAGCACGUGAUGAUGAUGUCAUUUUAGCUUCCUCUAUGAAGACAGGCACUACCUGGCUAAAGGCUUUGAUACCAUCCAUCAUGCACCGCAAGCAAGAUCAUAACGAUGCUGUUGCUGAUGAUGAUAGUGAUCCUUUGAUCAAAAACCAUCCAAAUUCACUUAUGCCAUCUUUUGAAGUUCAAAUCUUCAAAGAAAAUCCGAAAGCUGAUCUCUCAGGUAUGCCUUCUCCCAGACUAUUCAGAACCCAUGUGCCAUAUAUGAUGUUACCGGAUUCUGUCAAGGAAUCUGGUUGCAGAAUUGUGUACAUUACUAGAGACCCCAAGGAUGCAUUUGUUUCAUUGUGGCACUUCAUUAAUGCAAACGCGAGACCAGAACAAGGUGUGUGCGCUUUAGAUGAAUCCUUUGAGAGUUACUGCGAAGGGAUUCAUCACUUCGGACCUUUCCAUGAUCAUGUUUUGAGUUAUUGGAAGGAGAGUUUAAAGAGGCCUGAGAAGAUACUUUUCUUGAAAUAUGAAGAGCUGAAGAGAGACCCCAAAUGUCAAGUUCAAAAACUGGCUUCUUUUCUUGGAAGGCCUUUUGUUGAUGAGGAAGAGAUCGACAAGAUAAUAUGGAGGUGUAGCUUGGAAAGGCUUAAGAAUUUGGAAGUGAACAAAAAUGGGACAGACCCUAAUACUGGGAUUUUCUAUAAAUCAUAUUUUAGGAAAGGCUCUGUUGGGGAUUGGAAGAAUUUUUUGUCUGAAGAGAUGAAAGAACGCCUUGAUAACAUUACCCGGAUGAAGUUAGAAGGCUCUGGUUUGGAUCUUUAAGUUUCUUGAGCCACACAAAGUUUGUGUUUAAGGUUUGCUGCAAGUAAUGCUGUCUCAUGAUGGUUUGAACCCUUCGUAUAACAUAAUAUUGUUCAAGGUUCCAUAACCCUCCUCCAUCUCUCCCUCCCUCCUCCUCCUUCAUACCACCUUCAUUUGUGUUUUUUUCUUUGUUUAUAUUUUUCAAUAAUGGUUGGGUGUACCUCCCCACUAAUCUGAGGAUUUUAUCUUCAGAUAUGGUGGAUUUGCCAACUGAUUUGAGGGUUUUGUCUUCAAAUUUGGUAGUUUGUGGUGGCGGUGACGUCUAUCUUAUGGUAACUUUGAUCAAGCUUAUGAAGGAUCUAUCUUAAGGUUGCAGCACAUGCUCCUUUCUUUGGCGAGAUUUUAAGGCAGAUGUUUCAAGGCCCCAGUCUGCCUCUCAAAAAGAGUUUUAUCUCUUUGUUAGUCUGUUUGUGGCAUCUGUUAUGUUCUUGGGCCUUUCCUUUCUUCUUGAUUUAAGAGUUUGUUUUUAUUAAUAUGUUUCAAGAGGAGUAUCCUCACUUAUGAA
Messenger RNA from Tripterygium wilfordii, 1726 nucleotides. RefSeq names its product cytosolic sulfotransferase 5-like. The coding region runs from base 226 to 1182 and encodes 318 amino acids. The record is from RefSeq and is a predicted model, not a curated record. Gene Ontology annotation, cellular component: cytoplasm. Gene Ontology annotation, biological process: sulfation. Gene Ontology annotation, molecular function: sulfotransferase activity. The transcript is spliced from 3 exons. NCBI's taxonomy places the organism in Eukaryota, Viridiplantae, Streptophyta, Magnoliopsida, Celastrales, Celastraceae.